Messenger RNA from Blepharisma stoltei, 3642 nucleotides. NCBI's taxonomy places the organism in Eukaryota, Ciliophora, Heterotrichea, Heterotrichida, Blepharismidae. The record is from the annotation of a GenBank genome assembly.
AUGAUUUUAAUAGUCAUUUUACUUCUCAGCUUGGCUUAUGGACUCACUGUAGAAAGAAUUCCUUCCACAAACCCACCGCCUUCCUAUCGAUCGUUUUCCUUGAUGGAAAGUUACACAAAUCAGGGUAUCAUAAUUGUAUAUGGUGGUUUUGCAGACCCUUCAAGCAUCUUUGGAGACGUUUGGCUUUUCAACACAAAAGAUGAAGUAUGAAAUAAAAUUGUUCCAUCAAACGGCGCUAUUCCAGGUAUACUCUAUUUUAGUUGGGAGGUACAAUGGUGGUUCUUUCAAAAGCAAAAACGAAGAACUUUUUUAUAUAUUUGGAGGCUUGUCAUUGACAGGCCCUUUAAAUGACUUAUGAUGCUUCCAGACACGUGGAAUUUUAUGAUAUCAAAUACAAGCGUCUGGAGAUGUCCCAUUACCGCGAUUAAGAUUUGGUUUUACUUCUUAUCAAGAUAGAGACGGAACAUUGCUAUUUGCUAUCUUUGGUGGAUUAACUGUAAAUGAUUCCGAUAACAAUCUCUAUAUGUAACAUUCCUAUAUAGAUUAAAUACAACAAGCUGGGUUUGGAAAAAAAUGCCCUCUGGAGGAAUCGUUCCGAAUAAAGUUGUAGGGCCUACAAUUAAUUAUUACAACAAUAAGAUUUAUGUUGCAGCAGGAGAAGAUGUAACAAUGAAUACUAGUAUUCAAACAUUUUUUUAUUAUGAUUUAGAUUUAAAGCAAUGAAUAAAUAUUACUUCUGAUGAAACUUAUUCGGCAAGAACUUAUCAUGGGAGCUUUAUUUAUGACAAUGCAUUGUAUUUAAUGAUGGGGUGAUCUCAAACAGUGUAUAAUCACGUUGUGGAUUGAUAUAUAUGCUUACGAAGAAUGGUCCACUAACUCCCCCCCUCUGUGAGUGAACAAAAAAAUUUUGUUCACUCAAGGAGGGGGUUUAAUUUUUUUUAUUGAAAAAAUUAUAUAUAAAUUUUAUAAAAAAAUAUUUUUUUUUCGAAAUUCAAAAAAAAUCCUAAUUGGCAAAAAUUGGAAAGCAAAUAUUAAUUUAAUUUAUAAAUUUAUGUUUUGAAAAGCAAUUCAUUUAAAAUUAAACAGAAUUAGCUCUAGAUUUCAUUAUACUAAUUAUCAUUUUAUAUAUUAAAAAACUUUUUUUCAAUAAAAAUUUUUGUAUUAAAAAAAUUUUUGUUCACUCACGGAGGGUGGGUUUUUGGGCAAAAAAAUAGCGAUCUUUCUAAUGGUUUUGUGUUCACUCACAGAGGGGUGAGUAAGGAAUCUUUUUAUUAGCCAAAUUUAUUUGGCUUGCGAAAUAGCAUGACUUGACAAAUUAUUUGCAAGUCAGCAUUGCUUGUUUUACCAAAUAAUAUCCUUGGGGUUAUUCACCGUAUACACGCAUAUAAGGUGAGCCUAAAAGAUCCUAACUAUGAUUGAAUUAAAGUAAAUUUGACUAAUGAUAUCACAGUCUCUCACUCAAACUGGAGACCCUAGUUGGGCAAGGAUGAGAUGUACCUCCCUUGUGCGUACUCAAUCCGUCCUGGAGAUGUGGCGGAUUCUACAGAAGAAGAUGACUUGACACCAGCCGUCAUCAGUUCGUUCACAAGGUGUGGACGCCGCAAAAUGGAUGAAUCCCUAGGGUCCUUGGUGACUUCGUAAAUCAAUACGGUGCUCAUCCACCUAUUAAUUAAGGUUAAGAUUAAGACUAAUGAUACCACUAACUAUUUAAAAACCUACAGCUACGGGAGUACUUUAUAUGAAAACUCAAUAUAUUUAUUUGGAGGGAAUAAAAAUCCUCCUGCAACAAAUGAAUUAGUGAUUUUUAAUAUGACAGCUUCUCCAAUAGAGCAUAGAAUAUUCGGCGACGAUCUUUCACCUUCUCCAAGAAUGUAUCACUCAAUGCAGCCAAUUGGGCAGUAUCUUUAUUUAUUUGGAGGACUUGGCGAUGGUGAAUACCCUUUAAAUGACUUCUGAGCUUUUGAUUGCAUUCGGGAAAGUUGACAUCUGGUAAGUUCACUUGGGGAUCAUCCACCUCAGAGGUUUGCAUAUGCUUCUGCAGUUGAUGGAGACUUAUUGCUAAUUUGGGGUGGAUAUGGUAGUUUAGGAUAUCUUACUCUGCUUCAUUAUAGAACUUUUUUGGGAUACUAUAAAUAUAUUAUUUAAAAAAUAAUAAGCAAUACUCACUUAUUUGUUAAAUUUACCUUCUGGGAUUUUAUUAUAGAUUUAAAACAACUUUUAUAGAAGUAUUAAUAAUUAAUAUAACCAAUUAAAAGUAUAUUAAAAUCUGAUACUCUCCAAAAGUUUUGUUUUUUGUUGUAAGUUAGUGAUGGCUAUAUAUAUGACAUAACUUCUAAUACAUGAACUUUACUUACUUAUAAUGGCGUUUCACCAAGCCCAAGACUUGGAGCAUGCGCAAGUAUGCGAGGACAAGCUAUUUAUCUUUUUGGAGGACAAACAGAAUCCGGCUUAUCUGACGAAGUUUGAUAUUAUGAUUUUACGGAAAAAACAUAUACACUCUUGGAUUCUGACAAUUUAUCUGGCCCAGGGCCAUUAGUUUUUGCAAGCUGCCGAAUAGCCAUUACACCUAGUAAGUUUAUAUAUGUAAUGCAUGGAGAAGGGCCAAAUAAUAUUGCAACCAAUGAAAUUUAUGGAUUUUCCGCAUUGACUGGAAAAUGGCUUAGAUACACUGAUAAUCCAAGUAAUUCAACUUAUAGCAGAAGAAGAGCUGCCGUUUGCAAGCCUUUUGGGAAAAUACUUAUAGCUGGAGGCAUAACUCAAGGCGGAUAUCCAAGUAAUGAUAUUUUUUAUUUUGAAACAAGUAGUAAUGAAUAUUUCAUGCUAGGUUCACUUUUUGAUAGUGUUUUCAGUCCUGCUUCAGUGUAUUUUCAAAACUAUUUUUAUAUCCACGGAGGAGGGAGUGCAAUUUCUUAUAUCUUGAGAUAUAAUGCACCUACAAAUAAAUUUAACAGGAUCCAUUUGUGGUCAUCUUGCUCAAAUAAUGUGACUUGUAGCUUCGGCUGCAGCCCUGGGAGUUAUAGAACUGAGUCAAACUGUGAAAUAUGCCCCCAAGGAACGUAUGCGGAUCAAUAUAAUAUGACUGAAUGCACAAAAUGCCCUAAAGGGAAAUACGGGCCUAACAAUGGAGCUACAUCUGCAGACAUGUGCUAUCCAUGUCAAGAAGGAACAUAUAACAAUAAAGAAGGCCAAAAGCGCUGUCUUAAUUGCCCUGCUGGAACGAUCUGUAAAGCAGGAAGUUUUUAUUAUAGUCAUGAGAUAGAAGAUUUUUCAGAUAAGUCUAUACAGCCUCCAAUCUAUUCAGUUGAUAUAGAAGAAAUAAAGAAAAAUAUCAGAAUAGCAGAAAUAGUUAUUGGACUUAUUGGUCUUGGCGUUAUUCUGAUAUUCAUUUUUGUAAAAAAAGUCAAAAAAUUUUUGAAAUAUCUCGACUUAUACGUAUCACUCCAUAAUCAUAUCAUUGAUGAUCCUAUGGUUUUAAAGCGCACUCAAAUUGGUGGAGUUUUUACAUUAGUCUUUAUAAUCGGUGCAUUUAUAAUUAUAUUUAUUUCACUGUUUCAGUAUGCUUCAAAUAACAUUUUUGAAACCAAAAACUUAGUCCCACUGGUAGUUCUUUUGCAGGAUGUAUCAGGGGUAUUUUUUAUAUAG